AUGAAGUUCGGCUUCCAAUUCGCCUCCGCCGCCAUUACAGCGUUGCUGCUAGUCUUCUCCUCCUUCUCGCCGCCUGUUUCCGGUAGGUUCUUCCCCAACAUAACCUCCCUCCCGCGCGAUUUACCUCUCAAGCCCAAUUUCACCACCGCCUGGGAGUCCUUCCAGAACCUCUCAAGCCCAAUUUCACGGGCCAGCUCGACGACCGGACCAUCCGCCAAAUCGUGCUCCCCAGGUGCGGCAACGCCGACAUAG
Molecule: messenger RNA, 252 nt
Organism: Linum trigynum
Lineage: Eukaryota; Viridiplantae; Streptophyta; Magnoliopsida; Malpighiales; Linaceae
Source: the annotation of a GenBank genome assembly